AUGGCUCCACAGCAAGGUCUCAAACCCCAAUUCUUCGUCACCCGACAGAAUGGAGCCAUGGUUCCUCUCAUUGCCAUGGAUGAACUGCCUGUUCAUGUCCAGAUCGAGGGUGUUUCUCGAAGCCUUGGUGCUUUCGACACCGCUGGGAUGACCGGCGUCGGCGUCCGCGAGGCCCGACAUCAAUAUUACGUCGUCCAAAGAAUGAACAAUACCAUGGCCAUCCCUUUCAACGGCAUUCGCACACCUCAAACUCCUAUCUCGAAUGCGUCGAAGCCAAAUUCUGCCUCCUCGACUCCAUUGCUGCGUGCAGCCACGCUUUCCUCCAGUCUCAUUCCAAACGCGCUGCAUGUCGGAAACCAACUCAACGAAGUAGGCAGCACCUCUGGUGUUGCUUCCACGAACUCAACCAAGGAGGAUAUCAAGCCUGCUACCAACCCCCUCCCUGGUUCUUCUGCAAACGUCACGCUGCCUCCCACUACGACCACCACUUUGGCAUGGCGGAACAAGGCCGAGCCAAUUCUCGCAAAUGACGCGCCUCCUGCUGACCCAGACCCGGAGAUGCCACCAGUCGGCCAGAAAGUCUACUGCUCAUACUGGUUGCGCAACGGCGAGUGCAACUUCGCGCAACAAGGCUGCAUGUUCAAGCACGUGAUGCCGUUGAAGCUUGAGGUUCUUGAGGUCCUUGGCUUCCGCGACCUCCCAGACUGGUACCGCAAGACAUACAAGGUAGGCAGCCUGCGUGUCAAUGGUGGCCGCGACGGCCUCAGCUACGGCAUCCUCGACGGGAACAAGGCCGCGCCGCGUGCCAGGCGCGUCGGUUUGGACGCAGAAGCCACCAGACGGAUCAUCGCCUCGCAUAUCAACGCUCUACCUCUCGGUAAUGGGCGAGGCGGCCGACACCACCAUCAUGGGGAUAGACAGCGGCGAGCCAGUGGAAACCACUACCACCGUCCUCUUGCGCUUUCCGCCCCGCGGACUCCUGCCGUUGUCGUUGCCGGAGACAAUGCUACAGACAAAGUCAAGGCCAAGGCCAACGAGAAGGAGCGCCGCGACGAGCUCCUGGCUGCCGCCUUCGCGGCUGACAUGGACAGCGAGCUGGAGGACAUGAUGGACGCGCGGAUGGAGAAGAUCCGAGAGCAAGAGCAGGCCGGAUGGGAGGAGGAGCAGGAGGCAGCGAAAGAGGCAGCGAAAAGGGCAGCCACUGCCGAGGCAGGAAAGAAGGGUGGUGAGACCGGCGGCGCAGCGAAGAAGGACGAGACCCUAAGUGAGAGGGCCAGCGGAAGCGGCAAGGAAUCCGUCCCGAUCAAGCCCGUCGCUGUCGGAGACAGGAAGAAGCACGGCGGGCGUGGUGGCGUUAGGUAUCCGCGUCGGAAAAAGACGCCACAGGUGCCUGCUGUGCAUAAGACAGCAUAG
Cladophialophora bantiana CBS 173.52 is the source of this 1413-nucleotide messenger RNA. RefSeq lists its product as uncharacterized. The transcript has a single exon. Gene Ontology annotation, molecular function: metal ion binding. Lineage: Eukaryota; Fungi; Ascomycota; Eurotiomycetes; Chaetothyriales; Herpotrichiellaceae. The record is from RefSeq and is a predicted model, not a curated record. The coding region runs from base 1 to 1413 and encodes 470 amino acids.